AGCACUGUCCAGUCAGGACGGUGGGGCGCGAAGCAUCUCCCAAUCAACAGCCAGAUGGAAGAGAGUGCCAGGAGCACCGUCCAGUCAGAGCACGCUCCCAGCCCGUGAGCGGGUAGUUCUCGGCCAGCCGUGCUGCUCCUGCGUACCUGCGCCGCGUGGGCCCAGGUGUCGGUUCCUCGUACCUCUCACCUACGCGGGCUGCGGCAAGGACGCCUGGGAGAGCCGGGAGCCCGGCAGAGAUGAACUCGGUGGUCUUUGAGGAUGUGGCCGUGGACUUCAAUCUGGAGGAGUGGGCUUUGCUGGAUUCUGCUCAGAGGGAGCUCUACAGAGAUGUGAUGCUGGAAAACUUCAGAAACCUGGCCUCAGUGGAGGAUGAGACUCAAUUUAAGGCCAAUGGGUCAGUUUCUCAGCAGGAUAUUUAUGGGAAUAAAAUAUCCAAGGAGCAUAAAAUAUCAAAGUUCACUGGAAAUGAUUCCUUGGCCUCCGUCUUAGGAAAAAUUUGGGAAGAACUCAGCCUUGAAGAUCAGCACAUAGAUCAAGGGAGACAUCUGAGAGAUCACGUGGUGGAGAGACUCCAUGAAAGUAAUGAUCAAUGUGGGGAAGGCUUCAGUCAGACUCCAAAUCUUAACCUGUACCAGAAAACUCUUACUGGAGUAAAAAGGUAUGAAUGCAGUACACAUGGAAAAGUCUUCACGCAUCAUUCAUCCCUCAAGAGUCACAUCGCUGUUUGCACUGGACACAAACCGUAUCAAUGUCAGGAAUGUGGGCAGGCCUACAGUUGUCGUUCACACCUAAGGACGCAUGUGAGGACCCACAGUGGAGAGAGACCCUAUGUGUGUAAAUUAUGUGGAAAAACUUUUCCUCGUACUUCUUCCCUUAACCGGCAUAUAAGGAUUCAUACUGCGGAGAAAAGCUAUGAAUGUCAGCAAUGUGGAAAAGCCUUCAUUGAUUUUUCAAGUCUUACUAGUCAUGUGAGAACACAUACUGGAGAGAAGCCAUAUAAAUGUGAGGAAUGUGGGAAAGCUUUCAGUUAUUCCUCAACUUUUCGAAGACACAUGAUAACACACACUGGAGAGAAGCCCUAUAAAUGUAUGGAAUGUGGGGAAGCCUUCAGUUACUCCUCAACUUUUCGAAGACACAUGAUAUCACACACUGGGGAGACACCACAUAAAUGUAAGGAAUGUGGGGAAGCCUUCAGUUAUUUCUCGGCUUUUCGAAGGCACAUGAUAACACACACGGGGGAGAAGCCCUAUGAAUGUAAACAGUGCGGGAAAACCUUCAUUUAUCUCCAAUCCUUUCGAAGCCAUGAAAGGAUUCACACUGGAGAGAAGCCCUAUGAAUGCAAGCAAUGUGGAAAAGCCUUCAUUUAUCCCCAGUCAUUUCGAAGGCAUGAAAGGACACAUGGUGGAGAAAAACCCUAUGAAUGUAACCAGUGUGGUAAGGCAUUCAGCCACCCCUCAUCCUUUCGAGGACACAUGAGAGUGCACACUGGAGAGAAACCUUACGAGUGCAGGCAGUGUGGAAAAACUUUCAACUGGCCCAUAUCCUUGCGAAAACAUACAAGAACACACACUAAAGAGAAACCCUACGAAUGUAAGCAAUGUGGGAAAGCCUUCAGUUUGUCCGCUUGCUAUCAAGAGCAUGUGAGAAUGCAUCCUGGAGACAAAUCAUAUGAAUGCAAGCUCUGUGGGAAAGCUUUCAGUUGCCACAUCUCGUUACAAAGACACAUGAGAAGGCACACUGCUGAGAAGCUUUAUGAAUGCAAGCAAUGUGGGAAGGCCUUCAGCUGGCCUGAACUUUUGCAACAGCACGUGAGGACGCACACUGCAGAGAAACCUUACAAAUGUAAGGAAUGUGGUAAAGUCUUCAAAUGGCCCUCAUCUUUACCAAUACAUAUGAGAAUGCACACUGGAGAGAAACCAUAUGAAUGUAAGCAGUGUGGGAAGGCCUUCAGUUUCCUCAUCCUUAAGAAGACAUGUGAGGAUACAUACUACCAAGAAACACUACAUAUGAAACUCGGGAAAUCUUCCUGCAAAUGAAUUCAUGCACAGUGCUUCAGAAAAUUCACAUCAGGAGAGAAAUCUUACAAAAGUUGUAAACCUGGUAUUGCCUUUAUGAGUCCUUCAUCACUAAAGUGGACCCAUAGGGAGUGUAUUUCCAGUUCUUUUGCAAAUAAACAUUUAGAUGAAAAUUAACUGUUGAAGUGCUCUUUUGGCUACAGUACGUAAAUUUUGCAGGAAGUGUUUUUUCUUAUGUUUUAGGAAAUAAAGCAUCUUUACAGUUUGUUGGACUCAUGGGUGAUUUGAAGCGUAUUUUUAAUAUAUAAGUAGUUUUAAUAUGUUAGUUCUUUAAAUUGUCCUUAAAGGGGUUAUUGGAACAAUGACAGUGUGGUAUUUGUUUGUAUUUUCCUACUGGCUUAGUGUGGCAGAUACUGUAUAAUCAACCAUUAUGUUUUCCACCAUGGAUUGAGAGAAUAUUUGUUUAUUUAGGACAGUGGAAUCUUAUUCUGUUUUUCUUCUAAAUAUUUGGCAGAAAUUUUUAAUUAUGCAGAGUUCUUCCAAGUGUACAGUCUCAUGUGAAUUGUUACUUUCAGCUUUUGCCCUUCGCUUUGUCCUUGCUUGUGAUAGUGAAUUAAACAGUGGGUUUUUACUUAAGA
Aethalodelphis obliquidens (Pacific white-sided dolphin) is the source of this 2656-nucleotide messenger RNA. RefSeq names its product zinc finger protein 555-like. The record is from RefSeq and is a predicted model, not a curated record. Gene Ontology annotation, biological process: regulation of DNA-templated transcription. NCBI's taxonomy places the organism in Eukaryota, Metazoa, Chordata, Mammalia, Artiodactyla, Delphinidae.